AUGAAUGAAAAUAAGAAGAAAAGUAUUGAUAACGUGGAAAAAACGUUGGCGCAAUUAGCGCACCUGUCGUUAGGUGUUGGAGAUGUGUUUGAAGGACCAUCAUCACAACAACAACCGUCAGUACCUGCUGUCGUUGUGACACAGCUGCCGCCUAAGGCCAAAGAAAUUAAUUUUUUGGUGAGAAAACCAAAAUGCUUCCUUCAGUCUUCAAGGUUCAACAGCUCAAGACAUCCUAAUCAAUAUCGACCAUAUAUGCUUCGAAAACAAAACGCAUCUUCAUCGUGUGCUCAUAACAGUUAUUCACCGCAUGCAUCUGUAAAUAUCGUCAAGAAAUUAUCACACAUCAAAUUGGGCAAAAUUGAAGAUAUUGAAGAACUGAAAUUAUCUCUAUUACUAUCAUUAAACACGAAUAAUAGAUCUACAAGCUCUUGCUCUAUCGAGGCAUCGCGGUAUUCUCCGGUCGAUGAAGGUGUAGCUGGUGAAGUGGCCGAACUUGCCGAAUAUUUUUCUCGAUUCGUUGCAAUGAAGUUGAAAAUGUCACCUCUCGCCGAAAGUAUGUACGUGUAA
Messenger RNA from Anisakis simplex (herring worm), 567 nucleotides. Lineage: Eukaryota; Metazoa; Nematoda; Chromadorea; Rhabditida; Anisakidae. The record is from the annotation of a GenBank genome assembly.